Molecule: messenger RNA, 3351 nt
Organism: Fragaria vesca subsp. vesca
Lineage: Eukaryota; Viridiplantae; Streptophyta; Magnoliopsida; Rosales; Rosaceae
Product: U-box domain-containing protein 35-like
Exons: 18
Coding region: 1-3351 (1116 amino acids)
Biological process (GO): protein phosphorylation
Molecular function (GO): ATP binding; protein kinase activity
Source: RefSeq, a predicted model, not a curated record
AUGGGACUAAGAAAGCUAGCGUCGCAAAAGAGAGGAGAUGCGGUAGCCGUGGCAGUAGACAAGGACAAGGGAAGCCAAUAUGCUUUCCGAUGGGUUGUUAAUCAUCUCGUUAAGCCAGGCCAAACUCUCACAUUGCUUCAUGUUAAGCAACCUGCACCUAGAGUUCCCAACCAAAGGCGCAUGGCUCUUGGCUCUGAAGUGAGCGAAGAGGUUGCGAAAAUGUACAAAAACCAACCUGAUGCUCAAGCCAAAGAGUGGCUUCUUUCAAUGCGUUGCAUUUGCAUCAAAAAGAAAAUAAACUGCAAUGAAGUCAUACUAGAAGAUUCUGAUAUCUCAAAAGCACUUAUCAACUAUGUCGCUGCAAAUUCGAUCGAGGUAUUGGUACUUGGUAUAACAUCUAAAAGCGGCAUUUUCAGAUUCAGAACUAGAGACGUACCAAGCACCGUGCUAAAGGGUGCCCCGGACUUCUGCACUGUAUAUGUUAUUUCCAGAGAAAAGAUCUCCUCUGUGCGAUCUGCAACUGGUGCUCUACCCCAAAAACCAGAAGGGCUUCCAUAUCCAUGUACACAAAAUGAGCAGCAUCACUGGAGCGAAAUGACACAGUAUCCGCAGUGUAGCCUACCAAAUGACAAUGAUCAACUCGAGUCAGCAAAUAUAGCAGCAAGGAGCAGUAAGAAGCAAAGCUUGGGUCGGACCUUUGCUUUCUCUGAUAAUAUGGCCGGCCCUCGGCUUUCAAACAGCUCAGAGUUUGACAGAAGCUCUAUAUCAACAUCUUAUUCCGGAACAACAUCUUACUCUGGAGCGACAACUUACUCUGGAACCGAGUUUAUUGAUAUGACCUAUCAACAGAAUGAAUUUUCAUUUACUUCGAUGGAAAGUGAAAGGUCAUCAAACAUUGAUGGAAUGGAGGCUGAGCUGAGGAGGCUUCAGUUAGAGCUCAAGCAAACAAUGGACAUGUACAGUUUGGCCUGCAAAGAGGCAGUCAAAGAAAAAAAUAAGGCAAAGGAACUUAACCAGUGGAAAUUGGAAAAAGAACAUCAAUUAAAAGAGGCGCUAUUAGCUGAGGAAAUGGCAUUGAAACUAGCGGAGAAAGAGAAAGAAAAAUGUAGGGCAGCUAUCAAAGAAGCAGAAGCAGCUCAAAGGGUUGCCAAAUUAGAAGCACAAAAGGCGAGGAUUGCAGAAAUGCAAGAUCUGAAUCAAGCAGAUGAGGGGAGGGAGGUAUCAGAAUCAAUGACGUAUGAUCUAAGGUACAGGAAAUACACAAUUGAGGAGCUUGAAGCAGCAACAAAUGAUUUUUCACAAGCUAACAAAAUUGGGGAAGGAAGCUAUGGGCCAGUAUACGUAGGUGAAAUAGACCAUACACGAGUGGCAAUCAAAGUACUCCGUCCUGAUGCAGCUCAAGGAAGGUUGCAGUUCCAAAGAGAGGUUGAAAUAUUGAGCUGCAUACGGCAUCCAAAUAUGGUUCUCCUUCUUGGAGCCUGCCCUGAGUAUGGUUGCCUGGUCUACGAGUACAUGGCUAAUGGUAGCUUAGAGGACUGUCUCUUCCAGCGAUGUAACACACAAGUUAUUCCUUGGCAGCUAAGGUUCAAAAUUGCAGCUGAAAUCUGCACUGGGCUUUACUUUCUUCAUCAAAAUAAGCCAGAACCCCUAGUACACCGUGAUCUCAAACCUGGAAACAUUUUGCUAGACCAUAACUAUGUUAGCAAGAUUAGUGAUGUAGGUUUGGGCAGGCUUGUCCCUCAAUCAGUAGCUGAUUCGGUCACUCAGUAUCGCAUGACAUCUACAGCAGGAACAUUCUGUUAUAUCGAUCCUGAGUACCAGCAAACAGGCAUGCUUGCAACAAAGUCUGAUGUCUACUCACUUGGUGUCAUGCUUUUACAACUAAUAACAGCCAAGCCACCGAUGGGCCUGACUCAUCAUGUUAUGGAAGCUAUUGAGAUAGGGAAUUUUGCUCAGAUUCUUGACCCUGCUGUUCCUGACUGGCCUGUUGAAGAAGCCUUGAAGUUUGCCAAACUAGGUUUACAGUGUGCAGAAAUGAGGAGAAAAGACAGACCGGAUCUUGGCAAGGUUGUGCUACCUGAGCUCAAUAGAUUGAGUGCACUUGCCGAAGAAAGCAUGCAUGGUGUCAUGCAUAGUAGUAGUAGAGCUGGAAGAGGUGACUCUAUCCAUGCCGUGGUCAUGGAAGCUGACACUGAAGAUGUCUUGAGCAAUAUGGCGAGUCUCACCAAGUUGUGCCACAUAAAGCACAACUGCAGUUUAAACAAUAAAACUGUGUUCAAACUGAUGCGUGAAGAAUUUCCGGCAAUACCCAUACACUGCUUCAACCUACUGGACUACAACGAACUUCCUGCACGUAACAAAAAAGACACCAUAUUGACAGAUAUAAUCGGGCUUAUAAAGGAGAUGCAUCAAGUUCAAGACACUCCUGUCAGAGGACAAUUGGCAAAAACACGGGAACUACGAAUACAAAACACAAGGAAUGAAGAGCUACAAGCAACACUUUGGGGAGAACUCGCACUUGACUUUGAUGCAGAGAAGAUACUUCAGUUACCCCCUCCAGCUGUGAUAGUCAUUACGAGUUCAAAAGUGGCCACAUAUGCAAAGAAAAUAGUGGUUAACACAAGCUUGGACAGCUGUGUCUUCAUCAAUCCAAAUAUUCCUGAGUUACAGGAAUACCAAACAAGGUUCUCAAGCCCGAACUAUGCCCCAAAAUUAAUACCAAGCUCAGGCCAAAGCACAGGUUCUUCUAUCACAGAAACAUCAAACAUAAUCAAUAUCGGCAACCUCAUCUUACAGGAUGCAGAUGAAAACAAGGAUUCCACGUUCACAUGUCGAGCUAAAAUUACAAAAACCAUCACUCGCGAAGGGUGGUACUACUUUGGUUGCCCAAUCUGUAGAGUAAAACUACAAAUGGGAUCCGACUCUGUACUGAAUAAAUGUCCAAACCAUGGAGAGCAAGCUGGAAAGCCAAUGUACAAGAUGCAAAUUCGUCUCGAAGAUGAAGACGAUUCAACUCUGGCCAUGCUCAUAGGAAAACCCGCAGAGAUACUUUUCAGAAAACCCUGUGGCCAGUUGAUAGAUGAAGGAAACACAGAUAAAACCGUCAUCCCGAAAAUCAUCCUUGAUACAAUGCACAAAAUACAAAAUAUGGAAGAUUGGGUUUGGUACAAGGAAGAUUUCAUGGUUAGAGCUGUUUACCCCGACACUGAAAAAGGUUCACCAAGAGAUAGAAGAAGCGAAGACAUCAGAGAAACUUCCCUCAAAGAGAAAAUCAUGGUCACCAAAAGAAAGCACUCUGAGUCAACUGUUGGGAUCCACGAAGAAAGCAAAAAGAGAGGCAGGAUGCAGUAG